CCGCUCUGCCCGCGCCGGUGGACGCUGCUGAAGAAAUUAAAGUGCGUGGUCUGGCGGAGGCGGCAGGAGCUGCGCGUUUGAAGGAUUACAUAGCACUUUUUUCACACACCCUGACAAAGAAGUGGCUGGGGAACAGUGGGUGGAGCUGGUGGCGGGAGCACGUGGCCGAGCGGAGGUGGAGGUGUCUGUAGGCGGACCCGGGGCCGGAGCCGGGGCCAGAGCCGGGGCCGGUCACUGCAGUAUUGCCGGCCGUCUGCGCUAUGGCGAACCCCGCCGAUCAGCUGUAUCUACAACCACAGUACGCUGCCAGCAUAGAGAAGAUUGACUACGAGGAUGAGAAAGUGUUAAUUCAUUACCGGCAGUGGAGCCACCGUUACGACGAGUGGUUUGACUGGACAAGUCCCUACCUGAGACCUGUAGAGAGAAUUCAGCUGAGGAGGCAGGGCCUGCAUGACGACGCCUCUGCGCCUGUAAGCGCUCCACAUCACGGCUUUCAUGUCAACGACAAGGUUCUGGCCAGCUGGUCCGACUGCCGUUUCUACCCCGCUAAAGUCCUUUCAGUUCACAAAGAUGGAACCUACACAGUGAAGUUCUACGAUGGCGUCAUACAGACUGUGAAGGAGAUGCACGUGAAGCCCUUCAUUAAAGAGAAAGGUGGUGCUGGAGGGAAGUCCCGGUCCUCUGAGAGGAACAUGGUUAGGAAGGCCCAAACCCGCCGAGACAGGAAGCCCCAGGAGAACGGAGGGCCCAAGAGCAAGCGAGCCAGGCGCAGCACCUCCGACCAGGAGGACAGCAACAGCGACGAUGAGGAGCAGGAAGAAGGGAUGGAAAGUGAGAAAAACAAGAAAUCCAACGGCGCACUCGAGGCUUCAAAAAACAUCAAGCAGGAACUGUCUGAAGGAGAGCAGGACAAGCCCGGGGACGAGGAAAAGGGGGCGGUGCUCACAAACGGAGCGGCGGCUGAGAAGAGCGAGGGCGUUUGCCACGUCAACGGAGACGUGAAGAAAGAGGAGGAGGAGACGGAGGUGUCUGGACUGAAGCCGUACACGGAGUCAUCCCAGUCCUGCGCGGAGAUGCCCGGCCAGUCGGCGCCGCCGGCGGAGCAGGCGCCCGUCACCACGGCGACCGCCGAGCCGUCGGCGAGCGUGCAGCCAGCAGUGGACGCGGCGCCUCCACAGCCCGUAAAACCGGUGAGGAAGCAGGGCUUCCACAAUCCCAACAGAUUCAGCAGGGAGCCGCUGUACCGCGUCAUCAAGAACCAGCCCCCGCUGGUGCUGUCCGUCAACCUGGACCACAACCCGUUCAAGUGCAGCUCUCCCGGCUGCACCAAGUCCUUCCGCAAAGCCAAGCUGCUGCACUACCAUAUGAAGUACUACCACGGUGAGGAGCAGCCCCCGGAGGAGGAGCACAGCCCCACCCGGAGCGUGCAGACCCGGGCCUCGGAGAAGGAGCCCGCCGCCCUGGACGGCUCCAAGCGCCGGCGGACCAUCUCCGCCUCCAUGCAUGUAGCCUCGCGAGGGGAUCUGAAGAGCGCAGGCAGGCGCACGUCGGCCCCGCCCGCAGUCAGCAACCAGGGCCACCAGCAGAGGGCGCUGCUGAGGGACAAGAGCAAGGAGAACCACCUGGACCGGAACGGGUGCCAGCUGCAGAACUCGGACCGGACCGGCUUCGACGUCGGAUCUGUAAAAGACAAACCAAAAGAGAAACCAAAACAGAAGGACUUCCUGCGUAUUAAACUAAAGAAGAAAAAGAAGAAGAAGUCAAAGUCUGAGAGCACAGGUAGUGAGGAGAAUAUUGACAUCUCAGUAUUGGGUCUUCACUCCAAAUUGACCUUGCCACUCAAACCCCCCCCCACACACAAUCACUACGGCAGCAGGCCCGGACACAGCCUCUCACAGCAGAUACGCGAGGACGACGACGACAGCAUCAGCGACUGGUCCACGGACAGCUGCGGCUGGAGCGACGACGACUUCGACAUGGACCUGGACGUCACCACGCCGCCGCUCAGCGUGGACUCCGGCGCCGUGGACACCAGCGACCAGGAGAGAGUGAGAUGUGUGUGUGAGGUGGAGGAGGAGAACGACUUCAUGAUCCAGUGCGAGGACUGUCUGUGCUGGCAGCACGGCACGUGCAUGGGCCUGCUGGAGGACAACGUGCCCGACCGCUACACCUGCUACGUCUGCAGAGAUCCACCAGGUCUGAGGCAGAGCCUGCGUUACUGGUACGACCGCGAGUGGCUGACCAACGGCCACAUGUACGGCCUCUCCUUCCUGGAGGAGAACUACUCCCACCAGAACGCCAAGAAGAUCAGCACCACGCACCAGCUGCUGGGAGACGUGCAGCACGUGGUGGAGGUGCUGAACGGCCUGCAGCUCAAGAUGAGCGUGCUGCAGAGCAGCACCCACUCGGACCUGCAGCUGUGGCGUCAGCCCUGGAAACACCUGGAGAGGUGUCAGACCUCGGACUCGUGCCGCGGCAGCAACACGGCCCCGUCCCCUGCCACCCCGGAGGAGGACAUGAGCCGGGGAGAGAUCCUGAUGUCCAACGCUCUGGAGAAGCUGAGCCGGGCCGCCACGGCGGCUAGCUCGUCCUACUCCAGCUCCUCGUCCCCGUUCCCGUCCUUCCAGGACUCGUACAUCACCAGCGACCACUGCUACCAGAAGCCCCGCGCCUACUACCCGGCCGUGGAGCAGCGGCUGGUGGUGGAGACCCGGCAGGGCUCGGAGCUGGAGGACAGCAUGAGGAGCACGGAGGAGCUGCUGGAGCGGGAGCAGCGCUACGGGGGCCUGCUGGACGUGGAGAGACCCAAGUCUACGGGCGUCAGCAACAAGGCUUCGAUGGGGGUGUCGUGGUCGCAGGCUGAGAGCAGGGAGGACGCUGGGAAGGAUGCGGGUGAUCCGGGAGACAACAGGCAGCACCAGCAGUGGCAGAUCAACCUGCUGGAUCACAUAGACGCGGUGCAGGACGAGGUCUCGCACAGGAUGGACUUCAUCGAGAGGGAGCUGGACGUGCUGGAGAGCUGGCUGGACUACACCGGGGAGCUGGAGCCUCCUGAACCUCUGGCACGCCUACCUCAGCUCAAACAUCGCAUGAAGCGGCUGCUGACGCAGCUGAGCAAGGUGCAGCAGAUUUCUCUGUUCAGCUCCACGUGAGGGCGCCAGAGAGCAGCAGGUUCAGGCCUCCCCAGGCCCCUGAAGGAAGCACCCCGGCCCCCGGCCAGGGCCAACGGUUCUGCUGCAGGUCCCAGACUCGGAGGGUUCGGCACAUAGUCUCCCACCUGACCUCUGCUCUGCCAUCCCACACAAACCCACAGCCAGUGUCGUAUUUGAAUAUAUGAACAUGUGUGGAGAGUGAGCAUCUUAAUUCAGGAUUAAACACAAAAAGGAACCUCGUAAACGCAGCAGCAAACUCUUAGGACCAUGUUCCGUGUGAUGUGGCCCCCAUGCAACUUCAAAACCUUACGAAUGCCUUUAGUCUGAGCUACUGCUUAAGGUCGCCCUCUCUCUCUCUCAGUACAGCGCUUUACACGCAGCUUUAUCUUCACAACGCAGUCGAGUGUCUGAAUUAACUGGUUUUUUCAAGCGGCCUCUUCAUCCCCGAGUGUGUCGGAGCGUCGUUAGGCCGUCUGUCCUGCCGUGCCGUGUCAAACUCAUCCUCAACGUAGACAGAAUGAAGGGAUUCUGUACAAAUAUCUUCUUUUUUUGUUGUUGACAUAGUCAAGUUUCUUUCCAAUUGCACUGUGAAGUUAUUUCUGUCCAACAGCUAAAGCGAGUUCUGUUUUUACUUGAGAUAAAAUGCUUCUCCUCCCCCGUCUGCUCAUCUGCACCAGUUGUAUAAAUGUGUCAGUUACUGUAUACUUUAAUUUACUCUUUGUGUUGUCUGUGUAGAUUUGAUCCGCGCUUCACUCAUGACUGUAAUGUGGAUUCUUCUCAAAUUAGCAUCUUGCGUUGGUAUAAAAUAUUGCAUAGAAAACUUGUACAUUUUUUUUUUUGUUUUUCCUUAUUCUGUUUUCGUAUUUUGGUUGUUUUAUAAAUCGUCACACAUUUAUUCUGAAUUGACAUUGUUUUCCAAAUGCAGAUAUGGUAUACUAUUGUAUUGUUUGUGUCUCAUAAGCAGGGAAAAGAUCAGAUCAAUGCAAACACAUUUCCUGGGUCAUCAAUAAACGACUAUUGUUAAUCACUA
This is a messenger RNA of Cololabis saira (Pacific saury), 4182 nucleotides long. RefSeq names its product PHD finger protein 20, a (gene phf20a). The record is from RefSeq and is a predicted model, not a curated record. The coding region runs from base 261 to 3152 and encodes 963 amino acids. Lineage: Eukaryota; Metazoa; Chordata; Actinopteri; Beloniformes; Belonidae. The transcript is spliced from 17 exons. Gene Ontology annotation, cellular component: MLL1 complex; NSL complex; nucleus. Gene Ontology annotation, biological process: regulation of transcription by RNA polymerase II.